Scleropages formosus (Asian bonytongue) is the source of this 3349-nucleotide messenger RNA. RefSeq names its product AFG3-like protein 1. The transcript is spliced from 17 exons. Gene Ontology annotation, molecular function: ATP hydrolysis activity; ATP-dependent peptidase activity; ATP binding. The coding region runs from base 14 to 2395 and encodes 793 amino acids. Gene Ontology annotation, biological process: mitochondrial protein processing. NCBI's taxonomy places the organism in Eukaryota, Metazoa, Chordata, Actinopteri, Osteoglossiformes, Osteoglossidae. Gene Ontology annotation, cellular component: membrane; m-AAA complex. The record is from RefSeq and is a predicted model, not a curated record.
CGGCGGUGUUACUAUGGUUCGAAUGGUCGGACUGCUGUCCGCAGCUGCUCGCCUUGUACGGUGCGGCGAUCCCGCAUGGAGAUUAAACAGUUUGGUGGUGACAUCCAGGACGCUGCCAGCGCUCAGUUAUCGUGACACUGCUCUCCCAAAUCUUACUCCUUUAUCUGGAAUAAAGACCUUGGGAUCUACGAAAAGUGUUUGUUCUUCACGCUUGUUGUUCUGCUCCAACAAGACACCCAGAGAUGCUGACAAUGAGGCUUCAAAGAACGAUGGCUCCUCUGGAGUCAAGAAAUCAGAAGGAGACCCCACUGUGGAAUCCAAGUUCCAUGCUGACAGAGGGGGGGCUGGUGGUGGAGGAGGAGGAAAGAAAGGAGGAAAGGAGGACCGUAGCUGGUGGUCUCGUAUUCAGAAGGGAGACUUUCCCUGGGAUGAGAAGGAUUUCCGGUACCUGGCCAUCGCAGCUGCCGGUAUAUCCUCUACGCUUCUUUAUCUGUACUUCAGAGACCCGGGGAAGGAGAUCUCCUGGAAAGAAUUUGUCCAUUUCUACCUGGCCAGAGGACUGGUUGAUCGCUUGGAAGUUGUUAAUAAGCAGUAUGUGCGUGUAAUCUUACUGUCAGGGGCCAACACCUCUGGUGUGAGCUAUGUGUGGUUCAACAUCGGCAGUGUGGACACAUUUGAGCGGAAUCUGGAAGCGGCCCAGCAAGAGAUGGGCAUGGAGCCAUCUCACCGGGUGGCAGUGGUGUACAGCACUGAAAGCGACGGGUCUUUCUUGAUGAGCAUGAUUCCCACUUUACUCCUGAUUGGGUUCCUCCUCUUCACUCUACGGCAAGGGCCGAUGGCAGGUGGGCGUGGGGGCAGGGGCGGUGGCCUGUUCAGCAUGAGUGAAACCACAGCGAAGAUGAUGAAGGACAACAUUGAUGUCAAGUUCAAGGAUGUGGCUGGAUGUGAAGAGGCCAAGCUGGAGAUCCUUGAGUUUGUCAACUUCCUGAAGAACCCAAAACAGUACCAGGAUCUUGGGGCUAAAAUCCCCAAGGGUGCGGUGCUGUCUGGACCCCCAGGGACAGGGAAAACCCUCCUUGCAAAAGCCACUGCUGGGGAGGCAAAUGUCCCCUUCAUCACUGUCAAUGGCUCCGAGUUUCUGGAGAUGUUUGUUGGAGUGGGGCCUGCUAGGGUGAGAGAUAUGUUCGCUAUGGCCCGAAAGCAUGCCCCCUGCAUCCUGUUCAUUGACGAGAUCGAUGCGGUGGGGAGGAAGAGAGGCCGGGGAAACUUUGGGGGCCAGAGCGAGCAGGAAAACACCCUCAACCAGCUUCUGGUGGAGAUGGAUGGUUUUAACACAAGCACUAAUGUAGUAGUUUUGGCCGGAACUAACCGGCCCGACAUCUUGGACCCGGCCCUGAUGAGACCAGGGAGGUUUGACCGUCAGAUCUUCAUAGGUCCACCUGACAUCAAGGGUAGAGCCUCCAUCUUCAAGGUGCACUUGCAUCCCCUCAAAGUGGACACCAGUUUGGACAAGGAUGGACUGGCCAGAAAGCUGGCAGCCCUCACCCCUGGCUUCACGGGAGCCGACAUUGCCAACGUGUGCAAUGAAGCGGCACUCAUUGCUGCCAGGCACCUCAAUCCGUUCAUCAACACGAAGCAUUUUGAACAGGCCAUUGAGCGGGUGAUCGGAGGCCUGGAAAAGAAGACUCAGAUCCUGCAGCCUGCUGAGAAGAAGACGGUAGCUUACCACGAGGCUGGCCACGCUGUGGUGGGCUGGUUCCUCGAGCAUGCAGACCCCCUGCUCAAGGUGUCCAUCAUCCCCCGAGGAAAGGGUCUAGGCUACGCACAGUACCUGCCCAAGGAGCAGUACCUGUACACACGGGAGCAACUCAUUGACCGCAUGUGCAUGAUGCUCGGGGGGCGCGUGGCAGAGCAGGUCUUCUUCGGCAGGGUCACCACUGGAGCACAGGAUGACCUCAAGAAGGUUACUCAGUCAGCAUAUGCACAGAUUGUGCAGUUUGGGAUGAGUGAGAAGGUGGGCCAGGUGUCCUUCGACCUCCCACGCCAGGGUGAGGUAGUGAUGGAGAAGCCCUACAGUGAGGCCACAGCACAGCUUAUUGACGAGGAGGUGCGGGACCUCAUCAACUCAGCGUUUGAAAGGACACUGGACCUCGUCACAGACAAGAAGGACCUGGUAGAGAAGGUUGGCAUGCGACUUCUGGAAAAGGAGGUCCUGGACAAGGCAGACAUGCUGGAACUGCUGGGGCCGCGGCCAUUCAUGGAGAAGUCCACGUACGAAGAGUUUGUGGAGGGCACGGGCAGCUUUGAGGAGGACACCAGUCUGCCCGAGGGUCUGAAGAACUGGAACCAAGAAGCAGAGGCCCCCAGUGAAAAGCAAGAGAAACGAUCUGCCUAAAUAGAAAGAGUUGGCCCUGAUCCCCUUACCUCCAGACAGGACUUGUUGGCUCUGGACAAGAAAGCCAUCCAGAGUGCGGGGUGAUUGAUCACUGGUGCGGGAACACGCUGUGCUAAGAUCCCAGUCCCGGGAUGUGUUUUGCUGUGUAGAUAGGUCAAAACUAUGCACAGUGUGUUUUUGUUUUCUGUUGACAGGGAAUUUUGAAAGCAACCCCUGGAAUGUGGAGGAAACUGGGUUAUGAAACCCAGCACUGAACCGGACCAAAACCAGUUGAUGCCUUAACUGUGAGCUGCCUUGCUGUUGCAUUCCUCAGGGCCCCCCCCCCUGCUGCACAUGGCACCAUUGCUUUGUCCUUGGAAGGCAGUAAACUCAUAGGCAUGUAUCCUGUCAGGUGCUGUCUCCCACAACUCAACACGGUCAUUGAGCAUAAGUAACAUAAAAUUCCUUUAUCGCUAAAUGGGUCUUUUUUUACACUUCAGUAUUCACUUGAUACAUAUCUAGUGUGUCUUUUUGUGAAGAUAUUGAAAUGUACAUAAUUCAUUUGAAGUACUGUUUGCCUCUUGUUCCUCGAACAAGGGAAAGGCUCUUGCUGUGCAGUAUUGUACAUGAAAUCAAGGAGACAGAAUAAUUUAUGACUCAUUUCAACGUGUUCCUAAGUAAUAUCAUCUUGCCGAACACCAGUUGAAGGGUGCUUCUUCAGGGUGGUGUGAGUGAUGUGACCUAGUGUCAGGUUGAGCUCUUUGCCCAAAAAAAGAACAAAUGCUGCAAGACUGACCCUUUUAAAAUAAAUCCAUUGAUGUAAUUCUGAAGCAGUCUCUGUACAUAUUGUUAUGGAACGAGUUUCUUCUGUUGGCUUUUGUAGAAAUUUUGAGAUCCAAUUAUCUGCGGUUUCUUGAUGCUUUUGAGUCAUUUAGAACGACAGGAUGAUGCAUAGGUGUUGUUGUGAAUGAUUUU